CGUAAUAAAAUUACAAAAAUCCACGAAAUAAAAGAUAAAAUCGAAAUAAUAAUAAGCAUUGUAUUCAGUUUAGAAACAAAGCCAACGCCACUCGAAAAUUAGAAGCAGAGGCUAAAUGCAGAUGCAGAUGCCCACAAAGCUGACAGAUACUGCAAGCAUUUAUCUCAUCACGAAAAAAUAGAUAUAUUAAUAGAAUUAAAAGAAAAAAAAAAAAAAAAAAAAUCAUGCAAAGUCUCUCAUGCACGUGAGAGGAGGAUCAGCUGGGUUGAGUCAUGCGCGUCAGUCUUUCGGAAGCUAUUUAUGGGGUCGAUGACAAAUCCAGGAAAGUUUAGGACGCGUGAUGCUGUUUAUCUGCGUUGUGGUUAAGUUGCGUCGAGGGAGGAGAGCUAAUUAGCCCGCUUAUGUAUAUGUAUGCAGGUAUGCUUGUAUGUAGGUAUGUGUGUAUUUAUGUAUGUGUGCAGGUAUGUAUGUCUGUAUGUAUGUAUAUAUGUAUUCGUGUGUGUGUAUGUAUGUAUGUCCAUGCAAUUUAAUUACUUAUAGUCACUGUUACUAUGCACACAUCCUCACACCUCUAUUAAUGAUUUUCCUUGUUAUCCAACUUUGCAUGAAUAGAUACACAGAUGAAAAAAACGAACAAUAUAUUUGUAACUUAUCUUUUUUUGAAGGGAGGAGAGCGAGAAAGAAAUUUUAUCUGACACCGUAUACACCAAAAAUUGAUACAGCGUACCCAGAUCCCUUUCAAAAAACAUCGCCGAAUUUGAAUAACUCCGCUUUUCUGUCCCCACCGCAAAAAAAGUAUGUUGCCGACCACCUGGGAGUUAGUGUUCAAAUUAACUAAACCACAGCCUGUGUCAUUCUCUUCUGUCCUCCCUACAGAUAUCCCUUACUAGUGUGAGGUCACCGCGAAAGAGUGGCAUUGCCAACAUUGUGUUCUUAUCGUACGAAAUCGAUUUGUUUAUGUUUUUCUGUUCUCUCUCUCUCUCUCUCUCUCUCUCUCUCUCUCUCUCUCUCUCUCUCUCUCUCUCUCUCUCUCUCUCUCUCUCUUUCUCUCUCUCUUUCUCUCUCUCUCUCUCUUUCCUCAAAGUCUCUUCCUUUUCGUUUGUUUUUUUCUUUUUUCGUGGUAUUUUCCUGUAAGCUAAGCUCAGGGUGUGGCAUCUGUUGCAUUUUUUUUAUAUAUCAUUGCAAUUAUUUUGAGUGUGGUUCUUCAAGCGGUUACGCUUAUUACUUCUUCAACAACUUAAUAAACUCAUCAUAACCACUGCCAUGAUAUUAUAUGAGUAGCAUGAUAGAAAAUAUCUAUAUAACAUUAAUAUAAUUCCAGACACUCCUACCGUAAUCAGUGAGAUAACCACAAUGAAAAACACUUUUAAUCAGUGGCAAAACACAAUCUAAAGUCUAGCCGAAACCUUUCGAACAAUGGUCAUUGUAUCGUAUCCUCAACAAUGAAAACCGAAACGAGCAUUGUGGAGAAACGAAGGCGACCAUACACGGGCACCUCUGUUCUUACAUUCAGUUGUCGGAUAUCCUUCCAGUGUUUGGAAUCUUCGAUCGACUAUAGGAAAUCCAGAUGCAGUGCCAAAAGGUAUAGCUGGUUUAUUUAUUCACCGCCGUUGAUAUUCCAUGACGUAGAAUCGACAUAAUUUUAUUAUCAUAUAAAUCAAUCAAUUCAAAAUGGCACCUACAAGAUCUGAAGAGAAGACACCACUCCUGAAGGAAAUAACUACAAACAAAACUUUAGACGACAUCGAGAAAGGACCUCAGACCGAACAAACAUCAUGCGGCGCCAGAUUCAAACGAUUCUUGUCGAAUGUUACAGUCGAACCAGCGUUACUUUUGCAUUCCCUGUCCUACGCGGUGGAGGGCGUGUUCAAGACCAAUAUGGUCGUGGACAAGACUUGUUCCAUCGAGCUGCAGUACAGUGACGACGUGUGCACCAACCUUGACUCCGGGAACUACGAUGCAAAGCAAGACAUCGUUCAGGAGAUCACCAACAAUUACAAUAUGUACAGCGAGUGGAUAGAGAUGGGACCUGCCGUCUUCGUGCUCGUUUUCCUGGGAAUGUGGAGCGACAGACGCAGCCGCCGCUUGCCUCUGCUCUUGCCGAUGGUGGGGUCGACCCUGAAGGCUUUGGGUCUUAUGGCUAACGCAUACUUCUGGUCCCUCCAGCCCUACUUCAUCCUGCUCUCCUACAUCCCUUACGGCUUGACAGGCAGCAUGAUGGGCGCCUUCAUGGCCGCGUACGCAUACAUAGGCGACACGUCCGGCACUCGCUCGAGGACGACGCGUCUGUCCUACGCUGGCAUCACGAUGUUCGCCUCCUCCCCCGUCGGCCACGCCCUCGGGACGCUGCUUUUCCGUUACGGCGGCUACACGCUCGUCUUCGGGGUGGAGUUCGUCGUCUCGGCUCUUUCCGCUGUCUACGUCGUACUGCGGUUCGACGACAAACCACCGCAUGGCGCGAUGGAGGGCGGAGAGAAGAGGAUUUUCUCGCUGGACACCAUUAAGUCGACGUGGCGGGUUGUGUUCAAGGAGCGGGAAGGCCGGGGGCGUCCGCAGAUCCUGGGCCACAUCGCUUGCAUCUGCCUUUAUGUCAUGUCUUUUGGUGGAAUGACUUUCCUGUUUCUUUACACCCGCAAGAAGUUCCAAUGGGAUUACUUCGACUACACUAUCUAUAGCAUGUUCACUACGCCAGUUUCCAUCCUGGGCACCUGCGUUGUGUUGCCAAUCCUGAGCUACCGACUGAGAAUAGAGGAUGGUAUGAUAGCUUUUAUCUCCAGCUGCUCGCAUAUCUUUUACGGCGUCAUGCUGGGCACAGCUCCUGCGGCCUGGGUGCUCUACUUAACCGUGGCGGUGACCGGCAUCUCCUCCUUCGCGAUUUCGUGUUCCCGCGGCGCCCUGUCCAAGCUGGUGGCGCCGGACGAACUGGGCGCCGUUUUCUCCGUCAUCGGGAUGGGCGAGUCCCUCCUCCCCGUCCUGACCACGCCCCUUAACACCGCCAUCUACAACAGCACUCUUGAAGUCUUCCCUGGCAUGGUCUUCGUCGUGCAGGCGGGCGUCUCCGUAGUCAUCGCUGUUAUCUAUGUGUGGCUGUUGACCAGUUUCGAAAACCCGAAGCACAAGGCACUGACAGCAUAAAUCGUAACAGCGUCAUACAGGGUUCCUUUCUGUCUAGGAUUAAUAAUACAUAGUGUCCAAGACAGCGAUGGUCCACUCGA
Messenger RNA from Penaeus monodon (black tiger shrimp), 3215 nucleotides. Its product is annotated as proton-coupled folate transporter-like. Bases 1672 to 3135 code for a protein of 487 amino acids. Gene Ontology annotation, biological process: transmembrane transport. Lineage: Eukaryota; Metazoa; Arthropoda; Malacostraca; Decapoda; Penaeidae. The record is from RefSeq and is a predicted model, not a curated record. The transcript has 5 exons. Gene Ontology annotation, molecular function: transmembrane transporter activity. Gene Ontology annotation, cellular component: membrane.